GCUAAAGUUUCCACUUUUUAGAACUGCCCGUUUGAAAUUUAUUCAGCUGCAAACGGAACAUUCUCCCUUCACUCCAUAGCGGAAAACUAACAUCUUCUCCAAAUUUAGAGCGUUCGAGAAAAGCUCAUAUUUUCUUCAAAUUUUCGAAGCCAGCUAUGGAUGGACCUGACAAUGAGAGUUUAAAUGGUUGAGAGGAGAACUAAAAGCGGAAAUCGGGGGUCUGCGUGUUGUGGGUCCAGCCCAUUUUUGUUUGGGUUCCAUUUUUCUUUGUGGGGCUCAAAUAAGAGGAAAGUUUUUUCUUUACUUGACUAAUAAAAAGGAGAAAAAAGGGCUGGGCAGUGGUGGACUUACGGACAGAGCAGAAAGAAAAAUAAAAACAGAAUAGAGAGAGGGAGAAGGGCUGGUCCAGAAUUUUCAGACCAGCCACACAAAUCCGAUCAUCGCCGGAGAUCCGACCGUUGGAUUGAGCUGAAACUUUCAGAUAUUGUUCCCAACACUUAGGGCUUCAAUCUGUUCAAUUUUCACAUCAAUCGGAGCUACGGAUCUUCUGUAAUCGCAGCUGGUGCAUCACUGCGUUUUUGGGUGAUAUCUCUGAUUUUUCUUGUAUGUUGUUGUUGGUGGGCUGUGACAUCCUUGUAGACUGAGUUUGGGUGUUUUUACCCUCAAUUUGCAUAAUAAGAGAAGAAGAGGGUGAGAUGUAUGCUUAAGAUGUCCAAUCUUCCUAAGUCAUUUUGGGGAGAAGUAGUUGGAACCGUUGUGUACUUGAUAAACAAAGCGCCAUCAGUUCCUUUGGAGUUUGAUAUUCCUGAGAGAGUUUGGUUUGGGAAAGAUCCUUCUUAUUCCCAUUUGAAGGUGUUUGGAUGCAAGGCCUUCAUGCAUGUACCGAAGGAACAGAGAUUGAAGCUUGACUUCAUGACUUCUCCUUGUGUGUUUGUUGGAUAUGGUGGUGAAGAGUUUGGUUACAGGCUUUAUGAUCCAGCAAAGAAAAGAGUUGUGAGGAGUAGAGAUGUUGUAUUUUACGAGCACGAGAUGGGUUUUCAUCUCUUAGGUGCUGGUAAUACUUAUUAUCCUGAUUUAUCUCAUGGUGCUAUUGAUAUGUCUCAUGUUUCUGUUCCAGAUGUUCAACAAACAGGUGAUGCUCCCAAUGAUGGUCAUGAAAAUACUCACGAACAUGACCGUAUUGAAGAGGUACAACCAGAGAUUGUGGCACAACCUGAUGAUGAAGAUAUUGAAGUUGAAAGUGGAGAGUCUUCUAAUCAGGGGGAGCAAAACAGCCCACAGGUGGAAGAGCCAACAUUGAGAAGGUCAACCGGAGUUCGACAACCUUCAAGACUUUAUCCAAGUUCAGAAUAUAUCCUAAUCACUGAUGAGGGGGAGCCUGAAAGCCUUAAAGAGGUCUUGUCACAUCCAGACAAAGACCAUUAGCUGAAGGCUAUGCAAGAGGAGAUGAAUUCUUUGAAGAAGAAUCAAACAUAUGACUUGGUAUGUCUUCUUGACGUGGUUUGCGCAUGAUCUUCCCCAAAUUGGGAUGGAGGGGGAGAUAGAUUGUUGUGGGUCCAGCCCAUUUUUGUUUGGGUUCCAUUUUUCUUUGUGGGGCUCCAAUAAGAGGAAAGUUUUUUUCUUUACUUUGUUGACUAAUAAAAAGGAGAAAAAAGGGCUGGGCAGUGGUGGACUUACGGACAGAGCAGAAAGAAAAAUAAAAACAGUAUAGAGAGAGGGAGAAGGGCUGGUGCAGAAUUUUCAGACCAGCGGCACAAAUCCAAUCAUCGCCGAGAUCCAACCGUUGGAUUGAGCUGAAAUUUUCAGAGAUAGUUCCCAACACUUAGGGCUUCAAUCUGUUCAAUUUUCACAUCAAUCGGAGCUACGGAUCUUCUGUAAUCACAGCUGGUGCAUCGCUGCGUUUUUGGGUGAUAUCUCUGAUUUUUCUUCUCUAUUGUUGAUGGCUCUUAUGUAUGUUGUUGUUGGUGGGCUGUGACAUCCUUGUAGACUGAGUUUGGGUGUUUUUACCCUCAAUUUGCAUAAUAAGAGAAGAAGAGGACGGACUCCCUAUAAGUCCCGUGGUUUUUAUCCUUCACAUCGAAGGGGUUUUCCACGUAUAAAAAUCGUGUGUCGUUUGUAUCUUUAUUCUUCAUAUUUGGUUGUGGUUUAUUUGAUGCGUUGUUGAUUUUGUGUGCUUGGUGAAUCAUUUGUGGUAAUUUGGGUCAAGAGUGUUUGGUUGGUUGUCUUGAAGUUGAUCCUUGUAGGUGUCGUAUCCUACUUGUUGCUUCCCCCCCCCAACACUGCGUGCACACAUGUUACUGAAAUCCCACUUUUUGGGAUAUUACUGGAAAAUUAGUUAAUAAUCUAUUCACUUACUAAAUUGUCCUUAUAUAAUAUUCUCAAACUAGCACCACACUAAUAACCUGAGCUUUCUUCGAUCUUCCUAAAUCCACCAACCGCCACCCUCCUCUUUGAUAAUCUCAGCCUUCGAUCUUCCUUAUUCUCAAACCAACCACAAUCACGUCUCCCCUUCCCAGCUGCCGCGUGUGCCACCUCCAUCUACAUCUUAGUGUUUUUUUUUCUAACCAAGCCAACUUCUGUGUCUUAGGCAUGCUGUUGCCAUCAUCAAACCUCCCCUUCCUUGCCACCGCUUGACACACGCCACUCCAAGCAUGUGCCCCCACGCUUUCAAUCCCUUUUCUAGAUUGGUUUACAGCUGAAGUAGGCUGUGAAUUAGGGUUAGAUAAAAACUACGAAUCUGUAAUCAUGGAAGAAGAGCAUCUUGAUAUAUUCUUAUUAAUAAUACUUUAAUACGCUCUCUGUUUCAUAUCUUCUCGUUUUGACUUGGCAGGUGUUUUAAUGUAAGAUCAAAGAAUGUUUGACUUUCAAUUUUUGUCAUUCUGUAGUAAAUUGUAGAGAAAUUUAAGAAAGGUGAAUAGUAAAAACAUAAGGGAAAGUGGUCAUUAGUAGUAAAAAGGCAAAUAGUCU
Messenger RNA from Cuscuta campestris, 2967 nucleotides. NCBI's taxonomy places the organism in Eukaryota, Viridiplantae, Streptophyta, Magnoliopsida, Solanales, Convolvulaceae. The record is from the annotation of a GenBank genome assembly.